Molecule: messenger RNA, 1586 nt
Organism: Callorhinchus milii (elephant shark)
Lineage: Eukaryota; Metazoa; Chordata; Chondrichthyes; Chimaeriformes; Callorhinchidae
Product: potassium voltage-gated channel subfamily H member 6-like
Exons: 8
Coding region: 1-1530 (509 amino acids)
Biological process (GO): regulation of heart rate by cardiac conduction; membrane repolarization during action potential; potassium ion transmembrane transport
Cellular component (GO): membrane
Molecular function (GO): inward rectifier potassium channel activity
Source: RefSeq, a predicted model, not a curated record
AUGGGUCCGUUCGGGAAAUGUACACUUGUACAUCUCAGCUCCAGCAUCGCUCGAAGCACGUACCUACGCGUGCUGAAGGGCUUCCCCGAGUGCUUGCAAGCGGACAUCUGCCUCCACUUGAACCGGAGUCUGCUCCAGAACUGCAAGGCCUUCAGGGGAGCGAGUCAGGGCUGCCUCCGAGCCCUGGCCAUGAAGUUCAAGACCACCCACGCUCCCCCCGGCGACACCCUGGUCCACUAUGGGGACGUCCUCUCGGCCCUGUACUUCAUCUCCCGCGGCUCCAUCGAGAUUCUCCGCAGCGACGUGGUGGUAGCCAUCCUAGGAAAGAACGACACCUUCGGGGAGCCCAUCGGCCUGUUCGCCCGGUCGGGCAAGUCCAACUCCGACGUGAGAGCUCUGACGUACUGCGACCUCCACAAAAUCCUGCGCGAGGACCUGCUCGAGGUGCUGGACAUGUACCCCGACUUCUCCGACAACUUCUGGACAAACCUGGAGAUCACCUUCAAUCUGCGAGACGCAGACCGAAUUCCCCGAUCUCCCCCGAGUGAGGAGUCCGACUGCGGCUACAAGCGAGUGAGACGGAGAAAGCUGUCGUUCAGGAAGCGGCAAGGACCAGGGGCGGCCUGCGGAGGGGCCGCAGAGGGCGACCGAGCCUUUCUGCUCGACCAUCACGGCUGCCAGGGUGGGGGAGAUCAGUGGGAGUACGUGUGCAGCAGUAUGACUCCCUGCUCCCAGUCCAGCGAGGAAACCAAAGCCUCCAGCCUCCCCGAGGCCACCGGAGACUUCCCCUCCACCACGGUCAACUUCCUGGGCUCCGACCUCAGCCACAGCCGCCCUGAGCCGGGCAGGAAAGUCAUCAGUUCCAACCCCUUCACAGCUGCUUUCACGAGCGUCUCCAACAUGUUCAGCUUCUGGGGCGACAGCAAGUCCAACCGGGGCUCGGAAACACAGAGACGCUCGCUGUCUGCUCACGCCAACCUGGGCACCGCAGCCAGCAUAGAGGACAGGGCGCGGACUGAGGUGGAAUCCCGAUUGGAACUGCUCCACGCGCAGCUUAACAGGCUGGAGAGCCGGGUGACGGCAGAUAUCGGUGUGAUCCUCCAGCUGUUACAGAGGCAGGCGGUGGCUGUGCCUCCAGCCUACAGCUCCGUGUCGCCCCCGCCUCAGCCGGAGGACAUCUACGGUCCGGUUUCGGCACCACCGAAGGCCUCGGCUCACGUCGCCGCUCCUCUCGAAGCCAACACUACCUCGCUCCCCCUGGAGGUGACCAUCGAGAGGCCGUGCUACACCGACUCGGAGAAAUUCCGGAUGAGAUCCGGGGAAUCGCUGCGCGGAGGGACGCUCCGGCCCGCGUCGGAGACUUCCCGCCCGGGGUCGGACCCGGACCAGCCUGCAGGCAGGCCGCCCCCUCCCUCGCCGGCCUCGUUCAGGGCCUCUCGCUUCCCCUCGCUGCCGGAGAGCGGGGAAAGUUCCAGAGGGAGCGCGGACGUUCAGAGACACGCUUCGGACCCGGUGCUCUCGAGCAGCUAGGAUCGGAUCGGAUCGGUUCGGAUCGGUUCGGGUUGGGAAACGGCAGAAAAAUCAUC